Messenger RNA from Cottoperca gobio, 2711 nucleotides. It is a transcript of the gene irf6, whose product is annotated as interferon regulatory factor 6. Gene Ontology annotation, biological process: immune system process; regulation of transcription by RNA polymerase II. The record is from RefSeq and is a predicted model, not a curated record. Bases 296 to 1774 code for a protein of 492 amino acids. The transcript has 8 exons. Gene Ontology annotation, molecular function: protein binding; RNA polymerase II cis-regulatory region sequence-specific DNA binding; DNA-binding transcription factor activity, RNA polymerase II-specific. Gene Ontology annotation, cellular component: nucleus. NCBI's taxonomy places the organism in Eukaryota, Metazoa, Chordata, Actinopteri, Perciformes, Bovichtidae.
CACUAACAGCUAUCCCCUCAGCUGCUCAGAAAAGGUGUGUCACCGGCGUGACGUCAUGUCUGUACCUGAGUUUCGGUGAGGAGAGGGGAAGGGCCGAGCCGGAGUGAACAACACCAGAUAAUAAUUUGUUUUUUCUCACCCACCUUCGUCCAAAUGAUUAUCGAUUAACUUUUUUCUUCGAGGGAAUCUGCAACAGUUGGAGAAUUGGCAGAAGAAACACGGUUUUAUCUCCAGCUGCGGUUAAGCAGGCCGACGAGGACCGACCUCUCCAACUUCCUGGUUCACCACAGCCAGGAUGUCGGUCACCCCUCGACGUGUCCGUCUGAAGCCCUGGCUGGUCGCUCAGGUGGACAGCGGGAGAUACCCGGGUCUGGUGUGGCUUGACCGCGAGGCCAUGCGCUUCAAGAUCCCAUGGAAACACGCUACACGACAUACACCCCAGCACGAGGACGAGGACACCAUAUUUAAGGCGUGGGCUGUGGAGACGGGGAAGUUCCAAGAGGGAGUUGAUGAACCUGAUCCUGCAAAGUGGAAAGCCCAGCUUCGAUGUGCUCUGAACAAAAGCAGAGAGUUCAACCUUGUCUACGAUGGCACCAAAGAGGUCCCCAUGAAUCCUUUGAAGAUUUAUGAUGUCUGCGAAAUCCCACAGCCCCUCAGUAACCAAUGCUCCUCAGAUGCGGGUUCUUGGACUCCACAUGAGGAAGAUGGUGGUGAGGAAGAUAUUCCAGAUACACCAGAGUCUCUCCCUCCAUACCCAUCCAAUGGCACCAGUCCGUCUCCUCUCAUCAUGUGGUCUCCUAUGAGCGCAGGGUCCCCCAUACAACCUCCUAGUUGUCCCCCUUCAAAUGAGGUCUGGCCCAAAGAGGAGCCUGUUAAAAUCUGGCCUAAAGAGGAGCCUGUGGAUGUGGAGAUGCACCCCUCACCCCCGAGUGACAUGCCUCCUGCUCCUCUGCCCGAUCACCCGAUGCAGCCCCCUUCUCUACCCGACGUCUUGUUUGCCUCUCCAGAAACGUGGAUCAGUUCUCUCCCGAUGACAGACCUGGAGGUGCAGUUCCUCUACAGAGGGAAGGAGAUGUGUCCCACAGGGAACGUCAGUAACCCGCAGGGCUGCAGGCUUUUCUACGGAGAUCUCGGCCCCAUGGUCAACCAGGAGGAGCUGUUCGGGCCGGUGAACCUGGAGCAGCUACGCUUUCCGACCACAGAGCACAUUACCAACGACAAGCAAAGGGUUUUCACUAACCGCCUGCUGGACGUCAUGGACAGAGGCCUGGUCCUGGAGGUCAAUGGUCACGAUAUCUAUGCAGUGCGUCUCUGCCAGUGCAAGGUGUACUGGUCUGGUCCCUGUGCUCCAAAUCCAGCUGCUCCAAAUCUUAUAGAGCGCCAGAGGAAGAUCAAACUCUUCUGCCUGGAGUCUUUUCUCAGUGGUGUGAUAGCCCACCAGCGCGGCCAAACACCAAUCCCUCCGCUUUUUGAAAUUAACCUGUGUUUUGGAGAGGAGUGGCCUGAUGGGAGGCCCAAAGAGAGGAAACUUAUCAUGGUUCAGAUCAUUCCAGUGGUGGCCCGUAUGAUAAGCGAGAUGUUUUCUGGAGACAACACACGAUCCUUUGACAGCGGCAGCGUCCGCCUGCAGAUCUCAAUCCCAGAUAUCAAAGACAACAUAGUGACCCACCUAAAGCAGCUGUACUGCCUGCUGCAGACCCACCAGGGCCAGGAUGGCUGGGCGUUGCCGCCCGGCUCAGGCCUGAACAUCGUUCAGGCUCUGCAGGCACAGUGAAGCAGCCCACACUGUGAACUAACAUGCAUCAUAUAUCAUAUAUCACUGUAUGUUUCACUCUGCUACUGAGAGUUACCCACUGUUGGCAAAGAAGUACUUAUGUGUAAUCAUAUAACUAUGCACACUAUAUACUGUAGGAUUAUUAUGCUUUUCUCUAGCAAUGUGCUGUGACAAUGCUUUUCUGUAUAUAGAAGUAGUGCCUUCAUGCCUGCAUCACUCCACAUUAUGUGUGCAGGAACCAUAGAGAGAUGUGGGGACUGCAUAGGCCAAAGUCCUGUUGGCUGCAAGGGAACAUUUAAGUUGACUUAGUUAAUGAGUUACAGAAACCGCCAGUGCCUUAUUUAUCUAAAACUUUAUCUAAAACGGGUCAGUGAUUACCAAACAUUCCUGCAGUCGAGAAACCGUGCAGAAUACCUUUUUAUAUUUAGACCUCCAUAUAAAAUGUUUUGAAGCAACUCAUCUAGCAUGGGAUUUGUAUAUGUUGGAUAAAAUAUAGGCAAAUAUGAAUUAAAGUAUAUUGUUGUUUUCCUUGCAUUAGUUUAUGAAUACGGUCCAUCUGUACUGCUCAGUUUGAGAUCAUGUAUCCUGCCAGCACAUGUAAUUAGGGGUUUCAAUUUUUUUUAAACAAAUGUUUGACAAAAAAUUGCUACUUCCCUUUGACAGAAGAAUCAGUUUUCAGGUACCUGGCCUGCAGUUUUGUCUUCAGCUGUUUUUUUAUUUUUUCCAUCUAUAUAGUAGGAUAUUUUUGUAUUAAUAUCUCUGGUUUUUAAGCCAUUUAUUGUAUCCAGGCAGCCAUUUAACUAAACAACAUUCAGCUAUAUGGAUCUGUUUUAUUAUGGAUGCCACUGCACUUUGGGGCGCUGAAUUAUGUUUUACGUCUAGUUAAAUUCAUCCUGUGAUUGUAUGUUUAUUUUAUCAAUAAAAAAUGCCAAAAUAA